Messenger RNA from Octopus bimaculoides (California two-spot octopus), 5713 nucleotides. Its product is annotated as protein rolling stone. Lineage: Eukaryota; Metazoa; Mollusca; Cephalopoda; Octopoda; Octopodidae. The record is from RefSeq and is a predicted model, not a curated record. Gene Ontology annotation, cellular component: membrane.
AUCUUUAAGUAGAAGGAUCUUACCCAUUUUCACCACUGAGUUGCGAAAAGGCACUCAGAAAGGAGAGUUAUUUGCAGGUAGCUUUGAAGCGCUACGUGUAUUCCUGUUUACCAAGCAGAGAAGAUCUGAAAGACUCCAAGAAGUUUACAGAAUGUCCAAUACAGCGCGUUCAAGCUUAAUUCGAAGUCUGAAGGAAGAAUUCAAUUUGGAAAAUUUCUUUCUCACAUAUCAGUAUCCAGUACAUUUUUGCACAGCAUCAUUUAAGAGACCUAAACACUUCUAUCUAAUAUGGAAUAUUUUCUGGAGCAUUUACCACGUGGCUGGAGUCUUGACGAUUUUUUUUAUUCAAAGUGAUCUCGAUAACGUUACCAAAAUCCUGGCAUAUGCUACAAUAUGGGGUUACCUAUCACUGUCCUUGACAGUCUUAACAGAUCUGGUAAUAGUAAUAUGCUUUCAAUAUAUAGCAAGGUUUAAUAAUAGAGUCAAUAGUCACUCGCUCCAUUGGUCAAUGAAGAUACUCUGGUUCCUCUCCAAUAUUUCUUACUCCAAUGGUGUAUUGAUCACAUGUGGUUAUUGGAUACUACUUUAUAGCAGAAGCAACGGCAGAUAUAUGUACCUGAAUGUAAUGGAACAUGCCUUAAACAGCAUCUAUAUUUUGUUGAACAUAUUCAUAACAGCCAAACCAUUUCGUAUUUAUCAUGUCUGGCAAGACAUUAUUGCUUUUCUCAUCUACAUAAUAUUUUCACUCAUCUAUUUCUUCAGUGGUGGAACAACAACAAAAAAUACUCGAGUUAUUUAUUUCUUCACAGAUUGGAAUCAUCCAUCAGUUGCAAUACCUUUCAUUUUGCUCUUGUUAUUUGUUGGCCUUCCAUUAGUUCAUACAAUCUUGUUCUUUCUAUACAAACUAAGACUUUACAUUAUUCACAGAAUGAAUACACAAGAUGAAAAUAAUGAUCCAAAGAGUAAAUUGUCAGACUAGAUAGCAAUAUCACAACGUGUGUGUGUGUGUGUGUGUGUGUGUGUGUGUGUGUGUGUGUAUGUAUACACACAUUGUAAGUAGAACAUAGAGGCUCAGUUAAUAAUAGAGGUUAAGGUAUUAUCAAUACAGAGAACAGACACAAAACUUAGAUAGAUUAUAGAGGCCACACACAGAUAGACCAAGCCUCAACAGAAAACACAAAUGGAACAAUAACACCCACCAUUACCACACCACACAACAGGACGACUAAAGACACAAGUGAGAACAAAAAGACACAGAUGCAAACAGUAUUGUACACACACAAAAGAUAAACAUGCACAUACCUAUGAUGAAAUAUAAGAAAUGAACAUAAAUAAGUAAACAAAAAAUCUAUAUAAAAGGCACAGAUACACACACAAAUACACAUACAAUAACUUCACAAAUGGCCGCACCAUCAACAACAUGAAUAACAAUAACAACAACCACGAUGGCACAGGGUUGAUUUUCAAGAGUAAAGUCACCAGAACGGAACUUCUAAAAUCAUCAACGUACCUAAAAAGAUACAAGAACAAUAUCAAAAUAAGGGUCAAGAGCAGCAGCAGCAAUAGAAGAGAAAAUGUAAGUGAGGGGAGAACCAGCAUACUAAGUAUUGGUACCACUAAGAACAACAACAAUAAUAGUAAAAACAACAAAAGGGCACAGAUACAAACACUGUAGUGGGCAAGCCCAUAUACACACACACAAGUACACAUGCAAAACAUAUUGACAUGCAUAUGCAAACACACACACACAGAUACAGACACAAAAUAUGUGCAGAUAAGGAUACACAUCAUAGAAAGACAGAUUGGACUAGGUGGAACAGGAAGAUACAUAGGGAUGGAAAGGGUCGCUGAAGAGGUCACAGGUAUGUGAUGAAAGAUUUCAAGACAUAAGAUAAGAACAAUUAAUAAACGAGUAAAGAACGUUUGUGUGUGUGUGUGUGUGUGUGUGUGUGUACAUAAUUUAGAGAAAAAACCUCUAUUAAUUAAUUCAAUAAGGAAAAACAUUAUUCAUACCAUCUAGAAAAAUAAAUAUACUAUAAAAACCUUAUUCUAAAAAUCAAUAAAGUACAUAAAACAAUAAAUAGUAAAUGGUAUUAAAUAGACUAUGAGUGUUUCGUGGCUAUAUUUUCAAAUAGUUGAUAAUAAAAUCAAUCUGAUUUAAAAUUAAAUCAAUCUAAAAUUAAUUCUACUUAAAAAUAUAGAUCAUCUUCAGGUCUAAAAUGAUAAUGAUAAUAAUAAUAAUAAUAAUAAUAAUAAUAAUAAUAAUAAUAAUAAUAAUAAUAAUAAUAAUAAUAAUAAUAAUAGUCAAGACGAAGAGUGCGAUUUUAGAUGUUUUAUUCUUUGAACAAUAUUUCGACAGAACGUCUGUCUUUCUCAAGUUCAAACCAAAAGGUGAUUGAAAAUUCAAAAUUUCAGAAACCAAACGUAAACUAUGAACGAGAGUAAUAAUAAUAAUAAUAAUAAUAAUAAUAAUAAUAAUAAUAAUAAUAAUAAUAAUAAUAAUAAUAAUAAUAAUAGUAAUAAUAAUAAUAAUAAUAAUAAUAAUAAUAAUAAUAAUAAAAAUAAUAAUAAAAUCAAUGUACGCAUCUUAACUUAUAAUAAAUAUCAAAUAAUAUAGAAAAAUACUUGUUUUUACAGUAAAUAAUCAAAAAACAUUUAACAAUAUUAUUUAAAAUAAAACUGUAACUUAUCUUAUCGAAGAAUAUCUGUUAAGCUAAAAUUUUAAACGUAAUACAUAGAACUUAGCAUUUAUAAGAAAUAUAUCGCGUGAAAAUAUGGCGUAAAUAAAAAUUAUAGAAUGAAUAGAUAGAAAUAUGUAUUUAGAAAUAUGUAUUUAAGCUGUUAAAAUGAUUAAAUGUAUUUUAGCUGUGAGAAUAAGAAAAAAUUAACAGUAGUAUAGCAUUUACUGGAAAAUUUUAAAGUCUAAAUAAUUUAAAACUAAGAUACGUAAAAUAUAUAAUAUACAUAAAUGAAGCUAAAUUUCUAUAAUUUAAUCUAUUUUCAUUAAUUAAUUCAUUUAUUUUAUAAACGUCUUAGUUUAAUCUUAUUCUAAAUAUGUAGUAUGUCCUAUAUAAUCUCGUGCUAAUUUAUACACAUUUUUACUACUACAAAUUAUAACUACAACAAUUAGUAACAUAAAAUAGGGUUUAUAUAUAUAUAUAUAUAUAUAUAUAUAUAUAUAUACACAAAUUAGCUAAAAUUAUUAUAUAAGUGAUUUAACUUAUGUCUGCAUUUAAUUUUUCGUUCAUCUAGGGAAUUAAUUAAUUUUUUAUUAUUAGUUAAUAAUAUCUCCUUGAAUUCAUUAGUACAUAAACAAAAAUUACUACCUAUUCGAUAAGAUUUUGCCUUACAAACUAUCUCCCAAUUUAAAUUGUACUUAAUAUCUUUAGAUUUUAGUUCCCAUAUAUAUUUACUAAGGCUAAUAGAAUUAAUUAAAUUUCUAUUCUUAAAAGAAUUCAUAUGUUGAGCCACCCUUAAUUUAAUUUUAUUAGAAGUCGACCCUAUGUAAAUAGUAUUUAAAUUAUAACCAUUCCUAUUAUUAUCAUCAAUCAAAGUCACUACAGAUUUACAUACUACAUCCUCCAAAUUACAGUUAUUAUUAAAUUUACAUUUAAUUUUAUCUCUACAUGUACAAUUAAUUAUAUUCUGGUUUUUAUUAUUACUAUUGGAAUAAUUAUUUGAUUUGUUUUUGUAAAACUUAUUCAGCUUAAAUUUAUUAAAAGAAGAAAUAAUGUUACCAACAUUAUUAGUAGUAGAAUAACCAAUUCCCAAAUUAUUACUAGAAAUGAUGUUAUAUUUUUUUAUUAUCUCUAAUGAAUACCUCAAUUAUAUUUAAAAUCUCUUUAAUAAUGUUUGUUUUAACUUGAACUCCAUAAGGAAUAAUUAACCAAUUAUUAACCAUAAUUACCUAAAUAAAACUUAUCAUAAUUCUUAAUGUUAGGUUUAUUAUUAUAAAAAAUAUAGGAAUCAUUUAUAUUAUAAUCUUUUAUAUUAUAAUUAUAUUUAGAAUUAUUAAAGAAUUUAAUAUCAUUAUAUCUCGCCUCCCGUGGGGCUUCAUUAUAAUAAGGUGUGUGCUUUUGGAAAUCUCAAAAUUAGAAGAAAGCAACGAUAUUCUUUUACCUAUAUUAUCUGUCAACGAUUUCUUAAUUGAGGGUGGAUGAUUACUAUUAGCAUUAAUAUAUCUAAGGUUUUUAUUAAUUUUAUGGAAUGGUUGGGUUUUACCUGUUAUUAAAUUAAAAUUAGCAUCUAAAUAAUUAACAUUAUAGUUCUCAUUAUAUAUAGUAAUACUUAAUCUAUUUCUUUUUAAAAAACUAUAUAGUUUCUUCUUAUAUAAUUCUAGUGUUCUAUUGGUGCAAUAUAUAUGUCAGGUCAUUAAGAAUGAAAUGUCCAACUUUGAACUGAAAGAUUAUUUUACUUUAUCUCAACAAAAAGCAAUGCAGUUAAUCAAAGUAUACACCUAAAUUAUCAACACAGUUUUGCUAUUUUAUCGGUAGCUUAUUUAUGUCAGCAGCGAAGAAUUCUGGAGAGCAAGAGGUGAUGAAAUAACAAAAGAUGUUUUUGCAUCUUCUUCAGAUUUGAAGAUUUUUCCUUGCAAAAAAAUUGUCUAAUGUCUGGAAAACGAGAUAGCCAGUUGGUGCAAGGUCUGGCGAAUAUGGUAGAUGACAGAGUACUUCCAAGUUCAGUUCCUGUAACUUGAGUAGCGUUCUUUGUGCAACAUGUGGUCGAGCAUUGUCUUGCAAGAGAAUUGGUCUAUCUCUAUUGACCAAUCUCGGUCGUUUAAUUGCAAGUUCACUCAUCAUUUCAUUCAGAUGGUUGAUGUAUACAUCCACUGUAACUGAUCUAUCUAGUCUCAUGAAGCUGUAGUGGAUGGUACCAUUAGCUUUUCUUGGUGAAUAUUCUUUUUUGGAUUGUGUUUUGGCACAUCGUCUCUAUCCAACCGCUGUGCAGAACGCUUGCUAUUGUUGAAAAGAAUCCAUUUUUCAUCACGCGUAACAAUACGAUGCAAAAAGGGUUCGCUUUUAUGCUGUGACAACAAAGAACACCAAACCCACUUGUCCAGCUUCUUUACCUUGUUGAUCCAUUUCAGAUGGUCCAAUACAGUUGGAAUCGAAACAUCAAACCUUGCUGCUAACUCACGCGUAGUUUGAAAUGUAUCUGCUUCCACUGCAGUCUCCAGCUCAUCAUCAUCCACCUUGGUCUCAGGUCUGCCACAGGGUUGAUUUUCAAGAGUAAAGUUACCAGACCGGAUCUUCCCAAAUCAUCGACGUACAGUGCACUCAUUCGCCACAUCUUCAUCAAAAACCUCAUUGAUGUUUCGAGCUGUCUGGGAUGCAUUGGUUCCACGACGGAACUCAUUCAUAAACAGCACGAAUUCAUGAUCUAUCCAUGGGUUUACAAAAAUUAAUUUACAAGAGAAAACUCCCAAUAUAAUCAGAUACCAUGAAUUGCAUUUAGAAAAGUUGUAAAACAAAGAAUUGUCAGGAUAAAACAUUAGAGCUAACGACUGUCAAACUUGGUGCAUAAGAAAAUGGGACAUUUCAUUCUUAAUGAUCUUAUAUAUAUAUAUAGGUAUUAAUAUUUCUAAGUCUCUCUAAAGGAGACUACGGCAGCGGUACUGGAAAUUAAUAGUUAUCGCCAAGCCAACAUGGCAGUCCCAAAAUUAGGACGAAAGCUGCCAUGAAUUAGCUCCAAGAAGCCAUCGCCUCUAGCUAGC